Mycena citricolor is the source of this 1562-nucleotide messenger RNA. Lineage: Eukaryota; Fungi; Basidiomycota; Agaricomycetes; Agaricales; Mycenaceae. The record is from the annotation of a GenBank genome assembly.
UUUCACUCUUACUCCUCCGUCGGAUCGAAUGGUGACAAUAUUGCUCGAUACUAGGGGAUCCGGGAGGGUCAGGUUAAGAGGACUCACAGACCCAGAGGUGGGUAACUUGCGUCAGCAGACCAUUCUAGAGCAAAGUUGGGUAUGUCUCCGUAUCGCCCAACCACCGUUCACCAUGCUCGAAAUGACAAUCACCGCGACUGUCUAGGUCUAGACUUCCUUGCAUUCAAAAGAUAACGCUAAUGCCUCGGCGCCCUGACACUGCCCUCAUGUACAUGGGUUCCAUCUACACCAUCUUCCCAGGCCCUCUUGCCAGUGACAAUUACCUUGAUGAUUCCACCGCGCAUUGCUGUCCUUCUCAUUGUGUCGAUCUUCUCCGCCUCUUCCUCCUUCGCUCUCAAUGAAACCCACUUUGGGCUCUACAAGAACACGCAUUUUGGUCCCUGCCCGACUGAAGCGCCGCCUAACGCGACAGUCCCGAUCCCAGAUGUCGGUGCCGGUACUCAGCUGAUCACAAAUGGCUCGCUCUCUGCAGCUGAGUUCUGCGACAGAUUCUGGAACUACACAGUUCUAUCGAGUUUGCCUGCGGACGGCGCCUUUACGCUCUGAUGGGUCAAUGUCUUUUUCAACAUCGUGACGUGGGCGCUCGGUGCGGCCGGUCUUUGGCUGCGGUUCAGCCCCAACGACCAGGAUCACUUCGAAGAGUAUGAGUUCUCUGCGGUCGAGCGGACAGACGAUUUUUGCGUAUAAUCGCUAUCCUCCGAUCACUGCGAGAGCGCUCACUUGUGAAUCCAGCGACCCGAUCUUCAUCCGACCGCAAAAAACCGCGCGAACCACAUUCAGUGCGAUCAAGCUCUAUGGACUGCUUUCAUAUUCACUCGUUACGACAAUUCUUUGGUGGCACUCCUUCAUUGUCCUCAUCCGCGACCAGGCUGGGUCGCACGCCUUGCUCUCGCCCGUUGCGGUGCUCACUGUCAUUGGGUACCUCGUCACCUUGGAGCGAGACAUUCCGGCGCGACUCUAUACGCCGCUAAGUUGGGUGUUGACCCCUGCGGCGCUGGGGCAGUUCGGAGCCUCCAUUGCGGCGCUGGUGUUCUUUUAUCGUGCCCACGCGCACAGCCCCCAAUACACUGUCCUCCCUUCCUUCGACGUCUCCGAUUACAGAUGUGAUGUGCGCGCGAUGUUGUUUAAUCCGACGAACACAACCUACCUGGUGUCUCUCGGUGCAUCGCCGAUUCUGCUAGCCUUUGCAUUGCUGCCCCUCGCGCUCAUCUUGUUUACCUGUUACGAGUCGAACCUGCGAGGUUUGGGAAUCGGACUAGCUUAUAUUUACAUACUCCUUGCUUUGUUCUAGGUCAUCUCAUUCGCAAUCGUGGGUCAAAGAGAGACAAACCCCAUCGCAUGGGAUCCGGAUUGCGCGCUCGUCCACGUGACGAUGGGCAGCGGCUAUGGAUACUUGGAUGUCCAGGCUUCACAAGAUAUUCAAGCUGGUUUGCAUAAAGUAAAGACGAUCUUUGGGAUCAUUUGGUAGUCCGGCUGCAUUCCGUAUAGAAUCAUAAUCAGUG